AUGUCGUUGACCAGAAGAUUCAAGGACGCCUUGCGCUCGUCGCGCGGCGCCGCGAGUGAGCGGUGGUCCACGGCCCGCGGACGGGAGGAAGAGGAAGAGCCGAUCGCGCAGAACUCUACCGGCAGGCAAAGCCCAAACGUGAACGACUUGGCCCCUCUCCCCGUCGGCGGCGCCUCUUACAAGUGCUCUCUAGUCUCCAUCAGCCGCCAGCGACCGAGUGAAUUGAGUGCGGGCUCGAACAUCAGCCUCAUCGUCAUCCCAGGUCUUCGCGAUCAUGGCCUGGCUGGCGGCAAACAAGGGAUUCGUGAUUCCUGGCUGUGUGCCGCGUUCGACCUCGUGUUCUACUUUGACUAUCCACGGGACGUCCUUGUCAGGAACGACACUGGGCAAGUCGACCGCUGUGCCGAAGAGCUUUUGAGGCUCGCAGACGCGACUCAUGGAAGUUCGAAGGGCCUCGUCCUGCUCCUGUGUCAUGGCAUGGGAGGGAUUUUGGCGAAAAAGGCCUUCUGUUUUGGCCAAGCCACUGGAGCCAGAAGGGGGAACAGCAUAAAGGGAAUCAUCUUCUUUGGGACGCCACAUCAGUCGAGCGCCCUAUGCGAUUUUCCUACCGUUCUGUGCAACAUCUUGACCACCGUCUAUCAUGGCGAACUCAAGGCCAAUGUCCAUGCUAGCAUAAAGAAGAAGGCCGCUGAUCUUUCUGCUGCUUCGGACGAGUUCGCGCGCCGGAGCAGCGCUCUGCACAUGUCCUCCUUCUACGAAGAAUGCGUGACAGCUCCAGUCGAUUAUAUUAUCGUUGAUAAGUCGGCUGCGACCAUCAGCAGUACCGCCGAACAACCUAUCGCCCUACCCGUCGAUCAUCACGAGAUGUGUCAAACACUAGGGUCCCGCAAAGAAGUUCGUGAUCUCGUUGGGAAAGUAAUCCAGCACACAAUCUGGGAAUUGCUCGAGCUAGCGACUCGCACCUACUUGCACGACCCUACAGAUGUCAGAUUCGCGAAUACGUCAAGCAGCAUUGCACAGCAAGGCAUCAUUCACGUGCAGACGCAGAACAUUUACCUGCAUUGGCAAUGCAUCUCCGCGACACUCAAACACAUUAACGUCAGAGAGUGGUUCCGAACACUGUGCCUGGACUGUUUUCUACCGGCGUCGCCGCCUCCUAACACGAGACACGAUGCGAUAUCGUUAUUCGGACGAGAGUCACAUAUUGCCGACCAUACCCCAGGCACCCUCGGCUGGGUUGAGAGUGAUCCUACCUACAGCAAUUGGCGAACCGCCAGCUCUUCUCAUACCUUGCUUGUGAGUGGUUACGCUGGUUGUGGAAAGUCGGUGUUAUCCUUCCAUGUCACUGAAGCCUUACGGGCAACUUUGGACUCGGAAUCACUAACUUGUAGGUACUUCUUCGACGGCACUAUCCAGGAACAAUCCAAUCUAUGCAAUCUGUUCCGAAGUUUGAUCUACCAAUUCAUUACCGUGCGGCGUAAGUUGACGCGAAUAGUAAAAAAGGAGUUCAAUGCAGACCCGGCGAUUCUUUCCGACUCAAGACGACUUUGGCGGCUCUUCUCGAAACUGGCAACUCACAAGCGGACUCGUACUCUUUGGCUGGUCAUCGACGCCUUGGACGAAUGCAAUCCUGAUGAUCAGAAGAUCUUGAUUCGAGAUCUGCUUGGUCUGACUACGCUAGGCGGUAUGGCCAACGUCAAGAUUUUAGUUACCUGCCGUACACAUAGCGCAGCUGCGUCGGCUUUUCCAACUGACCUCAGCUCAGCUACGCGCUUGAAAUUAGAAGACAAGGCCGCAUGCAUCAGGUCCGACGUGGACAGGCAUAUUGAAGAGCAUGUUAUGAAUCUUGUCAAAGAUCACCGGUGCCCAGAGCCAAAAAGGGAAGCCCUGGAGACAGCUUUGAAGAACAGAUCAGAAGCGACUUUCCUCUGGAUCUCGUUGACGCUUUCUGUACUCCACGAACGACGAUUAGCAGCGAACGAUGACAUCUUUCAGAUAGUAAAUGCGUUUCCUUCAGGCCUCACACAGAUAUACGACACUAUCCUGAACGCUAUUCCCAAGCAGGAUUUCGAUGCAGCAAUUAAAGUGUUGAGAACAAUUUCGGCAAGCAACAGGCGUCUCAAUGUCGCGGAGUUGAAUGCCAUUAUCUCAAUACAAGACGAGCAUCAGUCUCUUGCGGAGCUGCGGGGAGAUGUUUCUUUGGCGGAUGAGAAUUUCGUGGAAAAGCUUCUCGCGGGUUUGGUCAACAUUCGAGACGGACAGUUCGCGCUGGUACAUCACACCUUGAAAGAGUUCAUUCUAGACCGCGACAGGAGUGAAGCAGAAUCCCACAAUAUCGUUGCGCAGGCAACCACCCGUUAUCUGCUUCUGGAGGACUUUCAAUUUGACAUUUUCCAGGAUCAAUCUCCGCAAACCCCAAUUUCACCCGAGAGAGUGCAUUUCCUGCAGAAGGCAAUCGUUGAGGAUGAAGCCCAUGGCAUAAUGGGGGAUUUGUUCAAGGAGCCCGCCGAAUUAUCCAGAGACGCCCUGCUGGCGGCGGCGAAUCGAUUCGAACUAUUUGACUACGCCGCAAGGUUCUGGCAUAUGCAUUUUGCAAAAUGCCAGAAUAACUCGUUGCAAGCAUUGCAAGAGUCAGCGCUUGAACUUUAUUCCGCGGACAAGCAAGAAAACUGGUACCAUUACCUCUGCCAUGUGGACACCACUUUCAGCGAACUUCCCUCGCAACCAGACCCUUUGACCCUGGCCUGUCUCCUUGGGCACGUCACAUCUGUUGCAGCCCUCACCUUGGAACAAGAUAGCAUCACCUGCGGCGACGGCAUCUACUGGGCAGCAAGAAACGGUCAUGCAGAUGUCUUAAAGAUCUUACUGCCAGUCACGUCUCCUUCCGUGCAAGACACACAAACCCAUGGAAAGUCACCCCUAGCAGCUGCGUCGGAGCAGGGCCAUCUUGAAUGCGUGCAGUGCCUGCUGAGAUCUAAUCUUUUCGCGGUCAAUCAGCGUGGUGAAAGGUUACGUACUGCACUAUCUCUUGCUGCAGCGCAGGGUCAUCUGCACGUAAUAUCCGAAAUUCUCGCAAGGGAUGAAACAGAUCCCAAUCUUACAGGUCGCAUGGGGAGGACGGCUCUGAUCGAGGCGGUUUAUUCAGAAUCUGUUCCAGCUGUGCGGAAGUUGUUGUCCGACAAGCGAACGCACGCUGGACACCUGGACAACAAGAACAGGUCCGCUUUAUCGUGGGCAUGCGAAUAUGGACUCGUGGAAAUUGCCAAGGUAUUGCUUCUUCAUCAUCGGACCGGGAAAAGAGACCCGAGAGAUUGGGCACAGAAGCAGCUCGAGUACGGAUCAGGCGGCUGCGAAAAGGAUAGCGAAGGCUGGACGCCGCUCAUGUAUGCCGUCACAUCGUCAAACUUAGAGCUGGUAAGACUUUUACUGCACAAAAGCAAUGUCCAGGUUUCAGAUGAAGACAACAGUGGGAGGAACGCGAUUUCGCAUGCUGCUCAACGCUCGAACACAGCCAUACUCAAGCACCUGAUAUUGAAAGACGAUACGUGUACAGACACCAAAGACGAAAAUGGCUGGUCGCCUCUCGCAUGGACACUGGAUCCGCCGGAGCGAGUUGCAAAUGCUCGGGUGCUGCUUCCGUUCCACUGCCAAGGUCUUGAGAACAGCGAAGGCCUUGCAAUGUUCAUACUCGCAACCAGAUGGGGUGCUAGUCGAAUCGCAAGCUCGUUGAUUGACGAAAGGACAUUCGCCAUCAACACCGUAUCUGCGGAAGGUCGUACCGCACUGUCGUUUGCGUCAGAGCGAGGAAAUGAUGUGCUCGUGUGGCAGCUUUUGCAUACGGAAGGCGUCGACAUCGAUCUGGCGGACGAGAGCGGAAUGACACCAUCUUCAUGGGCACGAGCCGGGGGUCAUAGCGAUAUUGUCAGGUUGCUAUCAAAGUAUGCCGCAAAGAGUCAGUAG
Messenger RNA from Zasmidium cellare ATCC 36951, 3960 nucleotides. RefSeq lists its product as uncharacterized. Bases 1 to 3960 code for a protein of 1319 amino acids. NCBI's taxonomy places the organism in Eukaryota, Fungi, Ascomycota, Dothideomycetes, Mycosphaerellales, Mycosphaerellaceae. Gene Ontology annotation, molecular function: protein binding. The record is from RefSeq and is a predicted model, not a curated record. The transcript has 6 exons.